CCUCCUCCACCCAAUCCUGUCUGCCUCUCCCCCUGAGGCCCCGCCCCCUACUCCCCGCCCCUCUCGCCCCGCCCCCCGUCCAAUGCUGAGCUCAGUCUGCGUCUCGUCCUUCCGCGGGCGCCAGGGGGCCAGCAAGCAGCAGCCGGCGCCACCGCUGCAGCCGCCCGAGUCCCCGCCGCCGCUUCCCCCGCCGCUGUCACCGCCGCCGCUGCAGCAGCAGCAGUCUGCGCAGCCCGGCCCCGCCGCGUCCUCGGCGGGCCCCCCGGCACCUCGCGGGCCCGGGGGCCGGCGCGCCGAGCCAUGCCCCGGGCUGCCGGCGGCGGCCAUGGGGCGGCACGGCGGCGGCGGUGGCGACAGCGGCAAGAUCGUGAUCAACGUGGGCGGCGUGCGCCAUGAGACGUACCGCUCGACGCUGCGCACCCUGCCGGGGACGCGGCUGGCCGGCCUGACGGAGCCCGAGGCGGCGGCGCGCUUCGACUACGAUCCCGGCGCUGACGAGUUCUUCUUUGACCGGCACCCGGGAGUCUUCGCCUACGUGCUCAACUACUACCGCACAGGCAAGCUGCACUGUCCAGCCGACGUGUGCGGGCCGCUUUUCGAGGAGGAGCUCGGCUUCUGGGGCAUCGACGAGACCGACGUGGAGGCCUGCUGCUGGAUGACCUACCGGCAGCACCGCGACGCCGAAGAGGCGCUCGACUCCUUUGAGGCUCCGGACCCAGCGGGCGCAGCCAACGCCGCCAACGCCGCCGGCGCCCACGACGCGGGCCUGGACGACGAGGCGGGUGCGGGCGGCGGCGGCUUGGACGGCGCGGGCGGCGAGCUCAAGCGCCUCUGCUUCCAGGACGCGGGCGGCGGCGCCGGGGGGCCGCCAGGGGGCGCGGGCGGCGCAGGCGGCACGUGGUGGCGCCGCUGGCAGCCCCGCGUGUGGGCGCUCUUCGAGGACCCCUACUCGUCGCGGGCCGCCAGGUAUGUGGCCUUCGCCUCCCUCUUCUUCAUCCUCAUCUCCAUAACCACCUUCUGCCUGGAGACCCACGAAGGCUUCAUCCAUAUCAGCAACAAGACAGUGACCCAGGCCUCCCCGAUCCCCGGGGCUCCACCAGAGAACAUCACCAAUGUGGAGGUGGAGACGGAGCCCUUCCUGACCUACGUGGAGGGCGUGUGUGUGGUCUGGUUCACCUUUGAGUUCCUUAUGCGUGUCACCUUCUGCCCGGACAAGGUGGAAUUUCUCAAGAGCAGCCUCAACAUCAUCGACUGCGUGGCCAUCUUGCCCUUCUAUCUCGAGGUGGGCCUGUCGGGCCUCAGCUCCAAGGCCGCCAAGGACGUGCUGGGCUUCCUGCGGGUCGUCCGCUUCGUGCGCAUCCUCCGCAUCUUCAAGCUCACGCGCCAUUUUGUGGGGCUGCGCGUGCUGGGCCACACGCUCCGCGCCAGCACCAACGAGUUCCUGCUGCUCAUCAUCUUCCUGGCGCUGGGCGUGCUCAUCUUCGCCACCAUGAUUUACUACGCCGAGCGCAUCGGCGCGGACCCCGAUGACAUCCUGGGCUCCAACCACACCUACUUCAAGAACAUCCCCAUCGGCUUCUGGUGGGCCGUGGUCACCAUGACGACCCUGGGCUACGGAGACAUGUACCCCAAAACGUGGUCGGGGAUGCUGGUCGGGGCCCUGUGUGCCCUGGCCGGGGUGCUCACCAUCGCCAUGCCCGUGCCCGUCAUCGUCAACAACUUUGGCAUGUACUACUCGCUGGCCAUGGCCAAGCAGAAGCUGCCCAAGAAGAAGAACAAACACAUCCCCCGCCCCCCGCAGCCCGGCUCUCCCAACUACUGCAAGCCCGACCCUCCCCCACCGCCCCCGCACCACGCCCACCAGGGCAGCGGCGGCAUCAGCCCCCCGCCCCCCAUCACCCCACCUUCCGUGGGGGUGACUGUGCCUGGGGCCUACCCACCGGGCCCCCACACGCACCCCGGGCUGCUCAGGGGGGGAGCGGGUGGGCUCGGGAUCAUGGGGCUGCCUCCUCUGCCAGCCCCUGGGGAGCCUUGCCCUCUGGCUCAGGAGGAAGUCAUUGAGAUCAACCGGGCAGAUCCCCGGCCCAACGGGGACCCUGCCGCAGCUGCGCUUGCCCAUGAGGACUGCCCAGCCAUCGACCAGCCCGCCAUGUCCCCGGAAGACAAGAGCCCCAUCACCCCUGGGAGCCGAGGCCGCUAUAGCCGGGACCGAGCCUGCUUCCUCCUCACCGACUAUGCCCCUUCCCCUGAUGGCUCUAUCCGGAAAGCCAUCGGUGCUCCCCCACUGUCCCCCCAGACUGGCAUAAGCCAGGCCCCCCAAGCUUCUUGCCCGACCUCAACGCCAACGCUGCAGCCUGGAUAUCCCCCUAGCGGACGAAUCCCCUCCCCCCGGGCUCUUGUCACCGCCUGAGACCUCGCGAGACCCUCGGUCCCCCCCUGCCCCUUCCCCCCAGGUUAGCAUUUGGGAAUGGCUGGGAGGGGGUGUCCCCAAGAUACUGGGCUUCCAACCCCGGUGCCCCAGGCCCCUUCCCCUCUGGUCAAGAUGCCCUCAUCCAGACAGACCUCUUGGCAUCACCUAGAGAAGUACUGGAACUUUCCCCAGACACUGGCAGACUCAGAUCUUCCCAAGCUUUCAAGAAACCACACACGUACUCCCCCAGUCUUAGACCCGUUGGGCUCUCAAGACACUGUGAGAACCUUCCCAUCAGAAGGUUUCCACCUCAAGACUUCAUGACCCUUUAAAGAUACCCCAUUACAACCUGCAGGUGUGCCCUGGCCCACUCAGACUGCUCUCCAGCGCCGCCCCCCCCCCAGGCACUGCCCCCUUUUGCUCCUUUCCGCCCCCCACAGCCCCAUCACCUGCCUUUCCCCCUUUCCCCACAACUAGGUCAGCCCCCACCCAAGCCCUCCCACCGGCUGCUCCCCUACAUGCAUUCCACCAAGCUCCCUCCCCAUGCCCGGCUGCCCACCAUCUGCCUUGCUGCCCCCCACCGUUUUGCCUCAGAUAAGGGGGCCAAUGGGGGAGGGGGAGGGGAAGUGUG
Molecule: messenger RNA, 3041 nt
Organism: Lontra canadensis (Northern American river otter)
Lineage: Eukaryota; Metazoa; Chordata; Mammalia; Carnivora; Mustelidae
Gene: KCNC3
Product: potassium voltage-gated channel subfamily C member 3
Biological process (GO): potassium ion transmembrane transport; protein homooligomerization
Cellular component (GO): neuronal cell body membrane; voltage-gated potassium channel complex; axon
Molecular function (GO): delayed rectifier potassium channel activity; protein binding
Source: RefSeq, a predicted model, not a curated record